Labrus bergylta (ballan wrasse) is the source of this 2069-nucleotide messenger RNA. RefSeq names its product B- and T-lymphocyte attenuator. Lineage: Eukaryota; Metazoa; Chordata; Actinopteri; Labriformes; Labridae. The record is from RefSeq and is a predicted model, not a curated record. Gene Ontology annotation, molecular function: signaling receptor activity. Gene Ontology annotation, biological process: immune response-regulating cell surface receptor signaling pathway. Gene Ontology annotation, cellular component: plasma membrane.
CUCAGAAACCACACUGCUGUUGUGCACGAGGCCGCACAAGUUUGCAGGAGACGCAGAUGGUGCCGAUGAAAGGAAAGGAUCGGGGAGAGGAAGUCAGCUUGAACAGGUCCAACCACAGACACGGUUUCAGAGAGUUUGAGCCAAAGUGAAGUGAAAAGAGAGGUUAAGUGAGAGAGGAAGACUGUAGUUACAUAUGAGGUCUCUGCGUUCGCUGUUGUUUUUUUUAAAGCAGGGUCAGCACCUAAAAAAAAAAACGCGGAAAACCCCCAAAGCUGAGAUGUUCCUCCACUUCAGACCUGCAACUUUUGCAGAAGGAAGACCACCCACCGACCUCUACUCCCCUCCUGCACUCUCACGCCCCUACUUUAAGGUGGAAAGAGGUAGAGAGCAGAAAGAGGAAGCGGCAUGAAGCUGAGAAGCUUUUACCUUGUCUUCAGUACUUCUCUGUUUUUUAUAACCAAAUAAUGAAACACAGAGGAACUAUUCUCACUUGGGUUGACUGCGACUGAGAGGUAACAGGAGGGUUUACAAGAGUCGCCAUCAUGAGGCCUAACACCUGCUGGACUCGACUGCAUGUGUCCGUCUUGGCAGUGCUGCUCCUCAUUUUGGAAGCUGACAGUACAGAUGAAUGUGAAGUUCAAAUUAAAGUACGCAGCAAAACAAAAUAUAAAGCUCUCCUUGGAGAAGAACUAAAGAUUGACUGUCCAGUUACGUUCUGCGACGAUACACCACCUGAAAUCUCCUGGUUUAAACUCGAAGAAACUGGUGAUCCUAUAAACAUUAGCGGGAGAAGUCGCUUCAGAUCAGAGUGGAAAACUUUGAAGCAUUUAGAGGGAGUUUCAGUUUUGAUCAUUCAAAACUUUGUCAGAAACGACUCGGGUAUAUAUCGGUGUAAAGGUGGUUCCAAUGUUGGACAUAAAAUCAAUGUUUAUCUCAAUGAGAGUAGUGAGCCUAACAAUUCAACACAAAAGAAAGACAUAAACGGCACCCAUACAGAUGCUGAACACCUAUGGAUGUACGUGUACACCGCUGCAGGGAUUGUGGCAUUCGUCCUCUUUGUGAUUCUUGUAUCUCUUGCGUCGAUGCGAGGAUGUAAAGGAAAAGCAAAGAGCGAGAGGAUAGAGGAUAAUCAUUACAUGGCGAUCCCAAUGGUCGAGCAACCCUUCCCAAACCCCCGCACCCAGCCUUCACCAAGAGGAAGUCCGUCUCUGCCGCUGCCUCAGAGAUCUAUGCGGAGAAAGAAACCGCUGCCACAACCCAUCGAGCCGCCAUCACCCAGAGACAAUGAGUGUGUUUACAGCAAGGUAAAAGUAGACAGAGAUCAACAGAGGAAUACGCUGGAAGAGAACGGGGGCUCUGUUGUGUAUGCCGCCCUCAACCAUCAGCUCCCAGCCAGGCCUGUUGCUCGGCCGAGGAGGCAGAAGGAGGAGUGUUCAGAGUACGCUGCGAUCCGUGUUAGAGACAGCAGCUCUUAGACCACUGAGGGACUUUUCAAAAUGAUAGAAAACCAAAAUGAAACUGCCACAACGAGAGAUGUGAAUGUUGGACGGACACAGAUCUCAAACUAUCUUUUUUUGUUGUUGUUGCACAUCCAAGAUCUGAAUUAAGGUCAUGUAGCAGAAAUAGUCAGAGGCUGUUGUUACGCAUGCACAAAACUCCUGAGAAGUUCCAGAAAUGUUGAAUGUCAGCCGCAUGUGUGAACUCACUUUUUUCAUCGUAAAAUCUGAAAGUGAAGUCUGGGGGAGCUGAUGUGUGAACGCGGCAGGAAAUAUUCAAUCACUGUGAGACAGAGCGAGGGAGUGGGUGAACUUCGAGCCCGUCUAUCCAGUUUGUUCUUUUCCUGUGAAUGAGUGAAAUGUUCUUGAAGUUUUCAGGAGUGCAUGUGUGAAAACGGCUUUACAAACCUUUGACUCAUCAUACGACGAUACGAAUGACUAGCUUCUGUGCUUUUAUGUGUCACAGCCUUUGAGAAAAAAUGAAUGUGAUUCUUUUACCCGCAUACUGAGAAUGUAUUGAUUAAUUCAUAAUCCGUGCAAUUAAAUACACAAUGACUGCUUGAUUUGACAUCA